UGACGUCACGGGAGAGACCGGGAGGAAGAGGCGAAGGGGGAGAGGAUGAGAGGGGGAAGGAGAAGGGACGGAGGAGAGAGCUGGGGGGAUGACUGCAUCAAAGGAAAACAAGAGAAAAAAAACCCAAAACCCAGUCAUGACUCCUGUAAUGCAUACUACGUUUUUUAUACAUCAUAAUGCUCGCUCUGUUUACCUACACAGUAUGCCGCAAUAAAUGACGAGUCGCCCCGAGAAGUGUACGCUGGCUUGACAGAGAUGUCAUCUCCAGGCAUGGGCACCCCCAGUGACCCCCUCUUGGCCAGUCCAGGAGGGAGGUUAUCCACAGCUCAGGAAGGUAUCUGGAGGAGCUCACUCCCCAAAACUGCCAGCUUCCCAACGUCCACCACUCGGCACCUCAGUCACCGAGCCAACAACUUCCAAAGACAGCCAAAGCGCAGGAAGCUGAUACGACCUUCACCGCCUCCGCCGCCCAACACGCCCUGUCCUCUGGACCAGCUGGACCUCAGUGAGCUUCCCCCGAGACGUACCUUCCAAGAGCUGCUCUUCAACGGCUGCAUCCUGUUCGGUAUUGAAUUUAGCUACGCCAUGGAAACUGCUUAUGUCACCCCUGUGCUCCUACAGAUGGGCCUACCUGAUCAGUUCUACAGCUUGGUGUGGUUUAUUAGCCCCAUUCUCGGAUUCCUCGUACAGCCUCUCAUAGGAGCAUGGAGUGAUCGUUGCACAUCCCGGUUUGGGCGAAGGAGACCGUUUAUUUUUGCUUUGGCUAUAGGGGCCUUGGUUGGCUUAACCCUGGUGCUGAAUGGACGGGACAUUGGAGGUGCCCUGGCUGACACAGCAGCGAAUCACAAGUGGGGAAUCGUCCUGACAGUGUGUGGUGUUGUUCUGAUGGACUUCAGCGCUGAUUCAGCCGACAACCCGAGCCAUGCGUACAUGAUGGACGUGUGCAGCCCAGAGGACCAGGACCGGGGACUGAACAUCCACGCGUUACUAGCAGGACUGGGAGGUGGAUUUGGUUACAUUGUCGGUGGCAUCAACUGGGACCAGACACAGUUUGGAAGGUCGAUGGGAGGCCAGCUGCGGGUCAUAUAUGUGUUUACGAGCAUCACUUUGGUGAUAUCCACAGCCAUGACUCUAAUGAGUAUCCCUGAACGGCCCUUACCAAAGAGCCAGCCAAACAAAAACUCCAGCAAAAACCAUCUGAAAAGCCCCAGCCUCCCCCUCCCUCCCUCUCCUCCCGUCCCCCCUGGAGUGGCUCUGGGACUGGAUGAGGAAGACGAGGAAGGUCUUUACAGUUACAAUUUUUCAAAGCCAUGCAAUCCAGACCCCUUGGCCCAUUCUUGCAGCGCCAGUGCACGUCUUUGCGCUGGUCUCACUAGCCCCAUAUCACCCCUAAGCCCCCUCACUCCAAAAUAUGGCAGCUUUAUAAGUAGGGACAGCUCGCUCACUGGCAUUAAUGACUUUGCCUCCUCAUUAGGAACCUCCUACAUAGACAGUGUGCUCAUAGACUGCUACACAGGUCAGCAGACUCCACAGGCCCUGGCCCCCAGCUCCAGCACUGUGCCCCUGCCACCGGGGGACUCCCCACCUCCUGAGGAGUCCACACAGGGCCCGGGCAACAGUCCUGCAGUGCAGACCCAGGCUGAUGUGGAGCCUCACCCAUCUGGGGAGGCUCAGAACGCAGAAGAGACUCAGCCUGAGGGAGAUGCACAAUCUCAUGGGGCAUCUCAGGUCACAGCUGGGGCUCAGCCUGGUGCAGGGUCACACCGGGGCUCCACAGCAGGCAUCCUGAAGCGACCUCAGAGUCUUGCGCUGAUGGAGGAGCCAAUGGCAACCCAGAUUGUUGGUCUGGAGAAUGGACGCAGAAGAACUGUGACUUUCAGCCAGCAGGUUGCAAACAUUUUGCUGAAUGGAGUGCGCUAUGAAAGUGAUCUAAGUGAGAAUGUGGAGACAGGAGAAUCGCAAAUGUCAAUGAAGUUGCUGUGUAUAGCCAUCUACAGGAUGCCUCCCUCUCUGAGAAGUUUAUGCACUAAUCAUUUUUUGGGCUGGCUGUCCUUUGAAGGGAUGCUGCUCUUCUACACCGACUUCAUGGGGGAGGUUGUGUUUGAAGGAGACCCCAAAGCACCCCACGACUCCGAGGCUUACCAGCGCUAUAAUGCUGGCGUUAGCAUGGGCUGCUGGGGCAUGUGCAUCUAUGCAUUCAGUGCUGCUUUCUACUCAGCCAUAUUAGAGAAACUGGAGGAGCGUUUCUCUCUUCGCACUCUAUAUUUUUUUGCCUACCUGGCAUUUGGUUUGGGCACAGGCCUCGCAACACUGUCCACCAACCUCUACGUGGUACUUUCUCUCUGUGUCACCUACGGGGUGCUCUUCUCCUCUCUAUGUACGCUGCCUUACUCUCUGCUGUGUGAAUACUACCAGAGCCCUCAGUUCUGUGGCUCAUCAGAGGAAGGGACCAGACGAGGGAUGGGGGUGGACAUCUCUCUGCUCAGCUGCCAGUAUUUCCUGGCUCAGAUCCUGGUGUCUGUGGCGAUGGGUCCUCUGACCUCACUGGUGGGUGGGGCCCAGGGAGUGAUGUACUUUGCAAGCCUGAUGUCAUUCGUGGGCUGCCUAUACUCCUCUCUCUGCGUGGUGUACCAGCUGCCCCCCCCUGAGGGUGAGCCCCCCGAAAGCGAGACCCAGCCACUAUUGGUGCACAUUUAGAAAAGCCUCGUAAUUUACUUUUACCUCUCACGCACACACUCACUCACUCAUGGGCACGCGCUCUCACACCGUCGCUCGGUGUCUGAGUGUGUUGACCUUCACAGCACUGAUAGUGACGAACACACCGCACAUCCUGCCGCACACUGUACAGCACAAUUUCAUAUAUUGUUUUACACUAAUCAGCACUGCUCGCCUCAGAGCUAGACAGACAGACAGACAGACAUUUGGCCACAGCUCUAAUACGUGUAUACAUGACCAGUGUGUUCAUACAGUGUGUGUGCCCAUGCAUUUUUUCCUAACUUUUGCAAGCGAAUGUGUGACCUUUUUCCGAACGCAUGUGUGUGUGUGUGUGAUUGCGAGAGGUUGCGAGUGACUUCUCUGAGUAUACUUUAGCUCUUCUUGUGUCUGAUUCUUUGCUGUUAAAACUCUUGCAUCAUAUUUUUAUUGCUUGUUUGUUGGUGUUUAGGAUAGAAAUGUUGAUCACUACAUGCAGGCUAACCACAGCUUUCCCCCCUCUUUUUCUUCCUUUUAUCAGUUGCCUAACGUCUGCAUGAGCUGCAAUAUAAUCUCUCAAAGCCUUGUGUUAAUGUUUUGUUUUUUGGUCAUAUGGCCGAGGGAAUGUCUACCUGCCUGUUUCUCUGAGUUAGCGUACUAGCGUCGCACCCUACGCAGGAGUUUCUGACUAAACGAAUGUGCUGCCAGUGACUGUUCACACUCACUGUCAAUUCCUUCUUCAUUAAUUCAAGAGCCCUUUUAGCAUAACUUAGCAAACACAUACUUAAUAUUCACAUGAAGCUGCACAACGCUUAAUCACGGUCUUGAAGGGCUUCACAUUGUUCACAUUUUAGCGGAAAAAUACAAACAACACUUUCCUCACAAUCCAGUCAUUAUAACCAGUGUGCUAUCCCCAUAUUUCACAGUUUGGUGCUGGGCGACUCUUAAUCAGGUCCCAAGUGUGAGUACAAUGUCAACUAAGUACUUAAUCAUCGUAGAGCCAUGACUGACAGGAUGACACAUAUAUACGCACACAUUUACACAAACUUUCACAGAGAAAUGUGUACUGGUGGCAAAUUGUGUCUGGGCCCUCACCAAGCCAUGGACAGCCCUGUGAGCUGUCACCCUGCUCCCUGGCCAUGCCAAUGUAAUAAUGACAGUGAUUCUUGUCAUUAUCAGGAAGAGGAGAAGUUGAAACUGGGGUGUGAAACAGCAUUCAGUCGGAAACCGAACAAAACAGAAGAACAGCAAUCAGAGAGAGAGAAGACUCAUGUGAACUAUGGGUAUCCCUGAAGGUGGACACCAUUAAAAAAACAAAGACUGUGGGGGUUUCACAGAGCCAGCAGCAAGUGCUUAUUGUCAUCAUUAGGGCGCAUGCUUAAAGUAGUAGGCUUCUGCUCCUCCACGCUCGGCCCAUCAACUCAGUGUAGUGAUGACCUUAAGUUUAUUAGCCAAGUUCCCCAUUGGAGGUUUUGAACUUCAUGCCCUUUUCAUCUGAAAGACGCCAUCCUCCAUCAGCAAAAUGGUACAUAUAAUUUAUUUUUUACAUCUGCUGUGCCAAGGCGAACAGGACGCUCUGUCUGUUCAGCCUCAACACAGGCACCAAGCCCAAGAUUCCAAGGCUUUAACAAGAGGUAACUUUUGGUAACUAAAGCCUUUCAUUGUGAUGGUUUCAUCAACUGGACACCCCAACAUUCUGGUGCUUCAGCCGAAUGUCAAUAAUUGCCUAUUUCAGACUGACUGGAUGCACGCCAUGCUAACGUUUCUGAGGAAACAGUAACUGUACGGAUCAUGCUGUUGCAGCUUGCUUGAGAAAGAAAUAAAACACAGUUUUUGUGUUAUAUGGUACCACCUAUUGCUCAAUAUUAGCAGUGUUGCUGUAAAAGCUACUUUUAUUCAGGGUUCAGUUAAAACUAAAACGAUCAUUUUGCCA
This is a messenger RNA of Acanthochromis polyacanthus (spiny chromis), 4624 nucleotides long. It is a transcript of the gene slc45a1, whose product is annotated as solute carrier family 45 member 1. Bases 256 to 2697 code for a protein of 813 amino acids. NCBI's taxonomy places the organism in Eukaryota, Metazoa, Chordata, Actinopteri, Pomacentridae. Gene Ontology annotation, cellular component: membrane. The record is from RefSeq and is a predicted model, not a curated record. Gene Ontology annotation, biological process: transmembrane transport. The transcript has 9 exons. Gene Ontology annotation, molecular function: sucrose:proton symporter activity.